CUCGUCGUGUCAACGGUGAAUUUCUCCCGUAAACAGGCACCACCUCUUUCUACGACGCCCUCAUGAUUGUUUAAAUUCCCAUCUCAAACGCCGUACUCCCUCGUCAUCAUCCGCGAUGGACUCUCCAACGCGUCCCAUCCUCAGUCCCACGAAGAUCCUCCACCCGGUUUCGCCGGAACGCAUGAAUCAACAAACAAUCCCCGCCUCACCCUCGCUACCCACAGAUCUAUUGUCGCUUCAUCACAAAAACACCAAGGGUGUCUCCGAAGUGCAGGCCAAGGUCGCUUUCCUCAAUAGCCUUUCACGAGGAGGCAGUCCCCUCACCCACACUCAGUCCGCAGCACACAAUGCCGCCCUCCAGCGAGCAAUUCUCGGUCGCGAAGAAGCCGAGUCUACCCUGGCUUCUGUACAAGAAGAGCUUUCUGAAGCGCAAUCACGCGAGCUUCGAAUCAGCGAACGACUCGAAUCUCUUUUAGAAGAACUACAUGCUGCUAAAGAGCGCCAAGCCCACGAACGAUCAAUUUUCGAAAAGGAGAUACGGAAAGCACGCAAAGAGGCCUUCCGAGCGAGUUCGACCCUCGUCAAGCUGCAGGAAGAAUUGAAACACUCCAAGUCCGAGUCCAAGGCCCUAAAAGAUGAAGUCGCUGCUGAGCGCGAGUCCAAGGAUAAGGCAAAGCAAGAAGCAUUCGAACGUGCGUACGCUCUUGCUGGCCUGACCGAAGAGCUGGAAAUGCUUAAGGGCAAGCUGCGAUCAAUGGAAGCCGCCAAUCAAUCCAAGAAUAUGGAAGUCCGAGCUGAGAUUCGCAGAGAAGAAUUCGGGCGAAUCUCUCUUGUAGAGGGUGAUCUCGCUUUCUUGAUGACUCCACGGCGACCCAAGCGCGGCGCCGUGGGAUCAGUCAAAUCUCCUGCAUCGGAAAUUGAAGCUGAUGAAGUUGCCGAAGCCACUCCACCCAAGCGCCAGCGCCUCUCUGAAUGCACAACAACUGCUGGUCCAGAGGAAACGACAUCUGAGAUCUCGGCGUCCGACGCCAACGCGGAGGCUCUGGAAGAGUUGAGAGAUGAACUUGAUCUCGAACGCCGCCGCCGCACAGAGGCCGAAGAGAUGAUCCACUUCUUAAAUAUCGAGUGCCAGUUCCAGCGCUGCUCGUGCCGAAUCGCCGAGAGCGAGGGCCGUCGCUACAUCUAUGAUGCCGAAUAUUUCGAAAAGUUCCAAAAGCCUCAGAUUGAAGCCGAGGCUGAGGCUGAGGCCAAAGCUGCCCAGCAAGCCGAGAUUCAGGCUAGAGUCCAACAGACACAAUUCAAGCAGGCGAAUCCACAACCUCAAUCGAGUCAUACCCCGAGCGUCGAGCCCCCCGCGACCAUCCGCUACCAGCCAGAGCCAGUGUCCAAGCCCAAGCCCAAGCCUGGACCCGAGCUUCCAGUGAAGCCCGAGCCAGUGGAACCGCCCGAGAAGAUGCAGAUGCCCGAAGAGCCAUUAGUGACUUUCUCUCCAGAGACCGGAACUUUCAAGACAUUCCCGUCGCCUCUCCGUGACAAUGUCCUGCCUCGGAGAACGGAUUCAUUCCCCAUCCCUGAAAUGCCCAUUCUGAAACCUUCUACGAAAAAUUGGAGGAACUCGGCUGCAUCUUCAAAUUACGCUCCCGAUUCAUUCUCCCCAACGGAGGAGCCAAGGGACUCCCAGGAAGUCUAUGUCACAGCAGAGACAGUUCACAGCGAGCACUCGGAUGCCCGUCUCUCUGUAGAGUCUCGACCCUCCAGACGUGUCGAGAGAGAUACAUUCUCCACUACGAAACGGAUUCCUCUCCGUGAAGCAUCUGACGCACGGACUUCCGGUUCUUCUGGCCUUAUCCCAGACACCCCAAUCAGUCGAGAAGAUGCCCUCGCCCAGAUCGCGGCCCGCCGUGACCGUGCCCGAAGCAAGCAACGCUCCGUGAGUGCAAAUGAAGCCACUGGCCGUUCAGCUGGGCCGACAGCCACAACCUCGGGUCGAGGGCCAAGACGCAUGCCCAACCUACGGGCAGAUGGCAAACCCGAAAAUGACCUCGCAGAGCGCCGAGAUUUGAGCGCUCCUGUCCGGAUGUACCGACGAUAGGAGUCUCUUCUCUUGGUCUGGUCUGAGUUUAUGUGUAUAUGAGUUUGUCUUGGGGUUUCUGUUUGUUCAAUCGGUUCUUGUCUUCGUCUUCGUUUCAAAAUACCCCGGCGCCGGUGCAUCAAAUUGUUUCUAUCUUGCAUUCUCGGCCUUGGGACCACUACUUACUAUUUACCUGCAUCGCGGCUGCGUGGCAAGAAUUCUGGUGCAUUUCGGUUCCUUGUUCAACUACGGCGUUUCUCAUCCUAUUCUCCUCCUUGCAUUCCUUUGGGUCUUAUGUCCUCCCUUUUUCAUUGGAAAUCAUGCUUCACACUCCUAUUUGCACACUCCCUAUACAUUUCUUUUGUCUGAACUGGUCUCGUUUCUGUAAAUAUGCAUGCUAUUUGUGACACUUAGCCAAUGAUCAAUUUUGCCUUUGUACUUCUG
Messenger RNA from Penicillium brasilianum, 2515 nucleotides. NCBI's taxonomy places the organism in Eukaryota, Fungi, Ascomycota, Eurotiomycetes, Eurotiales, Aspergillaceae. The record is from the annotation of a GenBank genome assembly.